AUGAGCGAGCGCGCCUUUCAGUUAGCGUGGGCAGGUGUCUCCUCUUCAGACGAAGACCCUGAAGCAGAAACACAGCCGCUGCUGCUGCCUCCACGCCGCCGCAGCAGCAGCAGCAAAACCGUAGCUGCUGCAACAGGAACCACCACCAACAGCAGCAGCAGCAGCAGCAGCAGCAGCGCUCCGGUGUACGGUGGGUAUGAGGCCGCAGCGGAGCUUUGGUGUGCAGACCCUGAUGCAGAGACCCAGCUAACCCCAGAAGGUGCAGCAGCAGCUGCUGCUGCUGCAGCAGCUGCUGCUGCUGCUACUGCUGCUGCUGCUGGGCUGUCUGUAGAGAGCAGCUCUUUCUUUGAAGCGAUAGACGGACUGAUAGAAGCUGAAGAGGGUCUUAUUAAGGUUUUUGAGUUGCAGCAAACACAGCCAGGGAGACAAGCAGCCGCAGCAGCAACAGCAACAGCAACAGCAGCAACAACUCCUCCAGCUGCAGAUCCGGUUGACGCUGUGCCUGCUGCUGCUGGUGCUGUCUCAGGUGCAGCAGAGGGUGAUGAAGGGGCUGCUGCUGCUGCUGCUGGGUUUAGUAGCGAGACGGCAGCAGCAGCAACAACAACAGCAGCAGCAGCAGCAACAGAGAGCCGCGAUGACGGCACGUGGGGAGAUGCUUUUGCGGGCUGCUGGAGAGCAGGGAGAUUGGCUGCUGCUGCUGCUGCUGCAGCAGCAGCACCGUGCAGCAGCAGGUGGUCUCAGCCGUGGGAGUCAGAUACUUCUCCUGCUUCAGUCACACCCGUUAAGACGCAACCCCUGCAGCAGCAGCAGCAGCAGCAACAGCAGCAGCUACAACAGCAGCAACAGCAGCAACAGCAGCAGCUACAGCAGCAGCAGCAGCAACAACAACAACAACAACAACAACAACAGCAACAGCAGGGAGAGCAGCAGCAGCUACAGCAGCAGGGAAGGCAGCAGCACCUGCACCAAGAGCAGCUGCAGCAGCAACAGCAGCAGGCGCAGCAGAUACAGCAACCCCAUGCUUGGCUUCAGCACACUACCCAGCAGCAGCAUCAUCCGCAGCAGCAGCAACAACAUCUAAUACCGCAGCAGCAGCAGCUGCAGCAGCAGCUGCACCAGCAGCCCCAAACGCCGCCGCCACCGCAGCAGCAGCAGCAACUCCCGCCCCCGCAGCAGCAACAACAGCAACACCAGCCCCAGAGGUUGCAGCAGCAGCAGCAGCAAGAACAGCAGCAGCAGCUGUGGACAGACUAUGGUGGCUUAGCACACGCUCCACAUGUGCAUACGGCAAGCUUUGCUGCUGCUGCUGCUGCUGCUGCUGCUGCUGCUGCUGCUGCAUGCAGCAGCAGCAAAGCACCGCCCAUCAGCACACCCCCAAGAACGCCCCUCCAUCGGAAUCAGCAGCUGCAGCAGCAACACCAGCAGCAACAGCUGCAGCAACGACAGUUGCAGCAGCAGCAACAGCAGCACCAGCUGCUGCUGCAGCAGCAGGCCUCAAGCAUUAGGCAGCAUUCCCACCUGCGCACACCGCCAAAUCAACACACCAUCCCGCAGCAACAGCAGCAACAGCAGCAACAGCAGCAGCAACAGCAGCAGCAACAACAACGACAGCAGCAGCAAGAACGGCAGCACCAGGCAGCAUCUGGUGCUUGCUUGCCUCGAAGCCAGCCGCUUAUUAAACAUUCCCCACAGCAACUAAGGCAUGCGCAGCAGCAGCAGCAGCAGCAGCAACAGCAGCAGCUGCUGCUGCAGCGGCAGCAGCAGCAACAACAGCAGUUGAAAGGAUCUUACCAGGGGCAGCAGCAAGAACGGCAGCACAGGGAACUGCAGCACCAGCCACAGCAGCAGCAGCAGCCGUUGCAGCAGCUGCAGCACUCACAGCAGCAGCAGCCGCAGCAGCAGCAACAGCAGCAGCAGCAACCGCGGCCGCAGCAGCAACCGCAUAAUAUCCAGCAGCACAUCCAGCAAAGCAGUGGGAAACAGCAGCAGCCGCAUCAGCAGCAGCUGCAGCAGCAGCAGCAACAACAGCCGCAGCAGCAGCAGCAGCAACAGCCGCUACAGCAGCAGCAACAACAACAGCCGCUGCAGCAACAGCCGCUGCAGCAGCAGCAGCUCCUGUUGCCACUGCCUUCAUCCUCGCAGCAGGACGAGCUGCUGGCUGCAUGCGACAUUCUCUAUGGUGCUGCAGAAGCCCUGCAGCAGCAGCAACAACAGCAGCAACAUCAGCAACAGCAACAGCAACAGCAGCAGCUGCAGCAGGAACAACUGCCGAAACGGAGACGACUCUCCUCACCCGCAGCAGCAGCAGAGGCUGCAGCAGCAGCAGCAGCAGACACAUCAACAGCAGCAGCAGACACCGCAGCAGCAGCAGCAGCAGCAGACAUCGUUGCAGCAGCAGCAGCAGCAGCAAAUGCUGAUUUUCUGGAGUGGAGUCUUGAGGACAUUGGGGAUCAGUGUGAUGCUGCUGCCCCUUCUGCUGCUGCUGCUGCUGCUGCUGCGGUUGCUUGUGAAGGCACCACAGCAGCAGCAGCAUCAGAACAGCAGCACCAAGACGAGCUGCUGCUGUGGCUUGAUGACGCUGACGCAGCAGCAGCAGCAGCAGCAGAUUUAUCAGUGCCCGCACCAGCAGCAGCAAAUGCAGCAGCACCGAUGGUAGGGACGUCAGCACAUCAUCAGCAGCAGGAACAUCAACAACAGCAACAGCAGCUGCAGCAGCGGCUGGGGGGCUCUCCAGGUGCAGCAACGGCAGCAGCAGCAGCAGCAGCAACAGCAGCAGCAGCAACAACAGCAGCAGGAUUCAACGAGGUGUCUCCUCGGAUUGGGUUUUCUUUUGCUUCAGGCCGCAGCGCUGCGGUGAGUGCUGAGGCCCUCGCCAAGGCACGCGCUUUGCUGCAGGACGACCUUGACAGCAGCAGCAGCAGCAGCAGCAACAGCAGCAGCAGCAACAGCAGCAGCAGCAACAGCAGCAGCAACAGCAGCGUUGCAGCAGCAGGUGGAGCUGGUCCUGUUGGUGGCUUCAUCUUUGCUUCCGGAAAGAAGGCAGCAGUCAGCGAUGAGGCCCUCGCCAAGGCACGCGCCCUGCUGCAGCAAGAUGAUGACAGCAGCAGCAGCAGCAGCAGCAGCAGCAGCAGCAGCAAUGUUGCUGCAGCAGCAGCAGCAGCGCAGCCAAUGCUCGGUUUCUCCUUGGCCUCAGGCGCGCCUGUUCGUGUCAGUGAAGAGGCCCUGCUCAAAGCAAGAGCUUUGCUGCAGCAGGAUGAAGGCAGCAGCAACAGCAGCAGCACCACCUGCUGCAGCAGCGACGGUGAUGCCGCAGCAGCAUCAGCAGCAGCAGCAGCAACUGAAGAUCGCGCUGCUGUUGGCUUCUCCUUUGCCUCCGGCAGAAAAGUGCAUAUCAGCCCCCAGGCUCUGGCGAAAGCUCGCAACCUGCUGCUGCAAGACGAGGACAGCAGCAGCAGCAGCAACAGCAGCAACAGCAACAGCAGCAAUAGCAGCAGCAGUAGCGGGACGCUCGUUAUAGGGGGCGAUUGCACUGCUGCUUCCGGGAAAGCAUCAUCAGCUCAACCACGCAGCACCGUGCAGCUGCAGCAGCACGGAGACAGCAGCAGCAGCAGCAACAGCAGCAGCAGCAGUACAGCUUCCCCUGCAGCAGCAGCAGCAGCAGCAAGUGGUGCUGCUCAGUUUGGAGGCUUUUCGUUUGCUUCCGGCAGAAAAGUGCAGAUCAGUCCGCAGGCUCUGGCGAAAGCUCGCAGCCUGCUGCUGCAGCAAGAAGAAGACAGCAGCAGCAGCAGCAGCAACAACAACAACAACAGCAGCAGCACACCGGAUGCAGCAGCACAAUCAGCAGCACCUCAAACCCUUCCUGCUGCGGGAUUCGCCUUCGCCUCAGGCAGGAAAGUUACGCUCAGCCCUGAAGCACUUGCAAGGGCCCGCAGUCUGCUGCUGCAAGAUGCAGACAGCAGCAGCAGCAGCAGCAGCGGGUGCAGCAGCAGUAGCAGCAGCGGGUCCAGCAAUCCUGCAGCAACGAGCUCUGCACCGGCGGCAGCAGCACCAGCAGCGCUUCCAUCACUACCAGCUUCGUCUCCAGCAUCAGCACCAACAGCAGCAGCAGCACCAUCAGCAGCAGCAUCAGCAACAGCAGCAGCAGCAGCAGCAGCAGCAGUGCAGAAGCUGCCAUUUGCUUCGCGGCGAGUUGCAGCAGCAGGGGGUUUGCUGCCGCAACAAAUGCGGCUGAAGGGCCCCAGCAGCAAGUCGUUCAAGCCCCCCAAAAGGCUUGCAACAGCAGCAACAGCAGCAGGACCAGCAGCAGCAAAUGCAGCAUCAGCAGCAGGAGCGGCUGCUGCAGCAGCACCCGCUGCUGCAUCAGCAGCAGGGAACAUGAGAGGCCCCUCAACUGCAGCAGCAAACCCCAAGCCGCCUUCUCUGCUCAGUCGCCGUCGGCUGCAUGAAUUGUGGUGUCUCUACAGCUACCCUGUCUCUCACCCUCCCCUUGCUGCUGCUGCUGCUGCUGCUGCUGGGGACCCUGCAGCAGCAGCAGCAGCAAGGAGUGAGGAGCUGCUGCAGCGGGGGGGCUGGACGUAUGCGUUAGAUUGUGGGGGCCCCUCAAGCGACCCGUCGCGCUGCUGCUUCGACGCUGCAGCAGCUUUUAUUUGCUGCUGGCCCGGGCUGCAGGGACAGCUGCUGCUGGGGGGUCCCACAGAGAUAUACCAGAUGUUCUGCUGCGCCCUUAGUGAGCAGCAGCAGCUGCAGCAGCAGCAGCAGCAGAGGGCUGACGGGCUGCAGCAAACGGCACCCCAGGCGGCGUUAUUCAAAGGCGCGGCAGCAGCGCGUUUCACUUCCACUUGCAGCAGCAGCAGCAGCAGCAGCAGCAACAGCAGCAGCAGCAGCAGCAGGAGGGAUCUGUCUCGUUUUGACCGUCGUUGGUUUCUACAUCAUUUUCGUUUGCUGGUGUUUUGGCGCUGCCUCAAAUGGAGACAGAAAUAUGCAUUGAGCUGCAUGCGGGGGGCCCCCCCCUGUCCCCCAGACCCGCUGCUGCUGCUGCAGCUGCUGCUGCAGCGAGCAGCAAAAGAAGCAAGUGGAUGGAGGUCCCCGCUGCGCCGCGUCUGUGAAGGAGACACUUCUGCUGCUUCCCCGUUGGCCCUGGGAGUCUUAGGCUUCCGUUGUCUCCACCCACAGCAGCAGCAGCGGCAGCAGCAGCUGCUGCAGCAGCAGCAGCAGCACCUUGUCUCCGAGGUGCUGCUGACAGAUGGUUUCUAUUGGAUAUGCGGCAAGACUCAAGACUGGUUUAUUGCUGCUGCUUUGGGGCGGCUGCUGCGCGCGCAGCGUGCAGCAGGGACAUACAACAGCACAGCAGCAGCAGCAGCAGCAGCAGGAGACAGAGUGCAGCAGAAGAGUUGGGGGCCUCCGCCAAUGCGCAUGAAGCGUUUGCUGCUUCAAGGAGCGCAGCUUGGCGGCAACCGCGAGGGGUACUGUCCGCUGGAGGCCCCUGAUGAGGGUUUGCUGCUGCUGUCCAGCAGCUGCUGCUGCAGUUUGUCUCCUUCUCUUCCUAAGGGGUUGGGGCUGCUGCGUCUCCCCCGCUAUAUACCGCUGCCGCUGAGGGCCUUAACGCCGAACGGAGGGACAGUCCCUCUUGUAGAUGUGGUGGUGCUGCGUGUGCUGCCGCCCCACUGCCUGCUGCAGCAGCAGCAGCAGCAGCCGCAGCAGCAGCAGCAGCAGCAGCAGCGGCCUUUGCUGCUGUCCCUCCAGGAUGGAGAAGCAUGGAGGCGCCAGAAGCAACAGCUUCUCCAUGCUGCUCAAGAGGGGCCCCUUGCUGCAGUUGCAGAGCAGCUGCAGCACCGCCGUGAAGAGUGCGCAGCAGCAGCACAGCAGCAGCAGCAGCGGCAGCAGCAGCAGCAGCAAAAGCAGCAGCAGCAGCAGCAGCAGCAGCAGCAGGAGGACGACGAUGAGGACGUAUGGGAAGCAGCUAAGGAACUCGCUAGGGAGCAAGAGAGACUACUGGAACAGUUUGCUGCUGAUGCUGCUGCAGUGCAGCAGCAAAUCAGACAUCAGAGCCGUCUCCUCGUCAUUGACGCCUUGCUGCUGCAGCAGACAGCAGCAGCAACAGCAGCAGCAACAGCAGCAGCAGGAAGCAAGGGCUGUUGCCGUUUGGAUGAGAAUAAACAGCCCAACGAGUCCUUUGAGUCAUGGGUAUUUCAAGAGCAGCAGCAGCAGCAGCAGCAAAACAAGCCCCUGCUGCAGCAGCUGCGAAGAGCCCUCGCCUUCGUGCAUUUGCCUUGGGCUGAGGAGACAAAGGAGACACUAAAAGAGGGACAGCGGCUGCGGCUGCUGAACCUGCGCGUGGGGGGCCCCCCUGUGCUGCAGCGGCCUCUUUCUGCUGCUGCUUCUGGUGCUCCUGCAGCAGCAGCAGCAGCAACAACACCUGCUGCUGCUGCUGCUGCGUUUGCGGGAGGAGGGGUUACAGGGCAGCAGCAGUUUGCUGGAGAAGCAGAGACGGUUCUUCAGCUAGAAAGGAGACGCAGGGAGACAGCAGCAGCAGGAGCGUUUGUGUCUCCUCUUCGGCUGUAUGCAACAGCAAGGACCUGCACUGAGGCUGCAGGCGUCUCUCCCCUUCGCCCUGAGCUGCUAAUCCAGCAACUGCAGCAGCAGCAGCAGCAGCAGCAGCAACAGCAGCAACAACAACAGGUAGUGCCCCCUCAGGCGUUGCCGCUGCUGCUGCGUCUCCCUGUCUUAUCUGAGAGUCAUCUAAUUGCUUGCGGCUUUGGGCCCCACACGUUGCAAGGGCGCAGCAGCAGCAACGGGGAAGCAGCAGCAGCAAUAGCAGCAGCAGCAGCAGGAGCAGCAGAAGAAGCAACAGGCAGCAGCACGAUAGACUGGGUGUCUCCUUUCUGGGGGCUUGAUGUCACAGGGGGGCCCCUCAUGUGUCUCCCCCCAGGGGCCCCCGAGGCCCUAGGCCUUACGCGGGGUCUCCUCUAUGACGUUGUGGGUUUGCUGCUGCACCUGCAGCUGUCUCCUCCUGUGCAGGGACAGGAGACACCUUCUUCUUGUGUCCAGGGAGCAGCAGCAGCAACAACAGCAGCAGCAGCAGAAGGAGCAAUCUAUUUGAUGACGGGGGGCCUCCAAAUCUGCUGCAUCCGCCUCAGCAGCAGCGCAGGAGGAGCAGCAGCAGACCUCAGUGUCUCCCCUCUUGACAGGUUCUUAAAGCCUGCUGUUGCUGCACUGGAGGAGCAACAGCAGAAACAGAAGGAGCAGCAGCAGCAGCAGCAGCAGCAAGAACAGAUUUGUGCAUGCAUAGAAGGAGCGGAGUUUGAGCGGUAUGAUGCUGCUGCUGGCUUCUGGGUCUUCAGGGGACAGAUACCCCUGCUGCAGCUGAGAGUCGGUGCUGCUGCUGCUGCUGCUGCAGUGCAGCCGCUUCUAGCAAAGGAAGCACAGGCCUUGCAGGCAGCAGCAGCAGCAGCAAAGAGUGGUGCUGCAGCGCUUGCAGUUCCCUCUGCAGCAGCAGACGCAGAGGAUCCCGCGCCAUCUGCUGCUGCUUCUGCUGCUGCUGCAGCUGCUGUUUCCCUGAUGGCUGCAGCAGCUGCAGCGCAGCACCGCGUAUUGCAGGUGACUCUUGCUGCUCGCAGCUUUUAA
Eimeria acervulina is the source of this 7623-nucleotide messenger RNA. RefSeq names its product BRCA2 repeat-containing protein, putative. The coding region runs from base 1 to 7623 and encodes 2540 amino acids. The transcript is spliced from 3 exons. Gene Ontology annotation, biological process: double-strand break repair via homologous recombination; regulation of DNA-templated transcription. The record is from RefSeq and is a predicted model, not a curated record. Lineage: Eukaryota; Apicomplexa; Conoidasida; Eucoccidiorida; Eimeriidae.